Molecule: messenger RNA, 1481 nt
Organism: Heteronotia binoei (common prickly gecko)
Lineage: Eukaryota; Metazoa; Chordata; Lepidosauria; Squamata; Gekkonidae
Product: V-type proton ATPase subunit d 1-like
Exons: 1
Coding region: 39-992 (317 amino acids)
Biological process (GO): vacuolar acidification; proton transmembrane transport; vacuolar transport
Cellular component (GO): lysosomal membrane; plasma membrane proton-transporting V-type ATPase complex; proton-transporting V-type ATPase, V0 domain
Molecular function (GO): proton-transporting ATPase activity, rotational mechanism
Source: RefSeq, a predicted model, not a curated record
UCUGUAGCCGCUGCUCCUUCUGAGUUCUUGGCCUCACCAUGUUGUCAUCGUUCCCUGAGCUCUAUUUCAACGUCGACAGUGGCUACCUGGAGGGCCUGGUGCGGGGUUUCAAGGCAGGGGUGCUGAGCCAGUCCGAUUACGUCAACCUGGUUCAGUGUGAGAGCCUGGAAGAUUUGAAGCUCCAUCUCCAGAGCACAGACUAUGGGAACUUCCUGGCAAACGAAGCCUCCCCUCUCACCGUGUCCGUCAUUGAUGAUAAGCUGAAGGAGAAGAUGGUGGUGGAGUUCCGCCAUAUGAGAAAUCAUGCCUAUGAACCCCUGGCCAGCUUUUUGGACUUCAUCACGUACAGCUACAUGAUUGACAACGUGAUCCUGCUCAUCACCGGGACUCUGCACCAGCGCUCCAUUGCCCAGUUGGUGCCCAAAUGCCACCCCCUGGGAAGCUUCGAGCAGAUGGAGGCAGUGAACAUUGCCCAGACUCUGGCAGAGCUGUACAAUGCCAUCCUGGUAGACACACCCCUGGCUGCCUUUUUCCAGGAUUGCAUCUCAGAGCAAGACCUUGAUGAGAUGAACAUUGAAAUUAUUUGUAAUGCGCUGUACAAGGCCUACCUUGAGUCCUUCUACAAGUUUUACAAGAUCCUGGGAGGCACGACCGCUGAUGCCAUGUGCCCCAUCCUGGAGUUCGAAGCUGACCGGAGGGCCUUCAUUCUCACCAUCAACUCCUUUGGCACAGAACUCUCCAAGGAGGAUCGGACCAAGCUGUUCCCCCACUGUGGGAAGCUCUAUCCAGAGGGCCUGGCUCAGCUGGCCAGAGCUGAUGACUAUGAGCAAGUCAAAGCAGUAGCCGAUUACUACCCAGAAUACAAACUUCUGUUUGAAGGAGCAGGCAGCAACCCUGGUGACAAAACCCUUGAAGAUCGAUUCUUUGAGCAUGAGGUGAAGCUGAACAAGCUGGCUUUCCUGAACCAGUUCCACUUUGGCGUCUUUUGGUAGAACCAGACAUCUUCCUGCUGCAUAACUGGAACGGAACAAAAAUCAGCACUAGCAAAGCAGAAUUAGUACAUGUGUUAAUUGCCUCAGCCAGACUGGUUAUUGCUUCAAUAUGGGUGAACAAAACGUUACCCACUCUAGAAAUGUGGUAUAAUAGAGUGUGGGACACAUUUAUUAUGUGCAAGGUUGCUUACAACACAAACAACAUCUCAUAUGACCAAGAUGAAAAGCACUUGGUUGCCAUAUGGUAUCCUCUUCUAAUGUAUCUUUCAGAGAAUGACAUCAUCCCCAAAAAUCCAUAUUAUAAAAAGUUAAUUUAUUUUUAGAAGUCUUUCUUGUCUGAAUCUAGUUUAGGUUAAAUUGACUAUAGCACAAGUUUACUGCUAUUAUAUAACUUGUAUGGUAACAUCAAAUAUGCGUGUAUUGUUAUUAAGUUAAAUUUGUACUACGACGAAACUUUCAAUAAAAGCCUUUUUUUCACUGGAAAAAAAA